Molecule: messenger RNA, 7718 nt
Organism: Spirometra erinaceieuropaei
Lineage: Eukaryota; Metazoa; Platyhelminthes; Cestoda; Diphyllobothriidea; Diphyllobothriidae
Source: the annotation of a GenBank genome assembly
AUGGCUACGACUGACCGAGGAGCCCAGUUCGAAUCUGCCCUUUUUCAGGCCCUCCUCAACUUUCUUGACUACACUUGCAUUCAGACGAUGGGACACCAUCCAGGUGCCAACGGCACAGUCGAGCUUUUCCGCCAGCAGCCAAAGACCUCCCUCUAUGCCUCGAGGGACCUAACCAAUUGUUACUACAACCUGUCGCUUGUGUUCCCCGGCAUUCGCUCGACAUCAAGGUCGGAUUUGGAUUGCAGUGCGGCCGGAUCGGUGUUUAGCACUACCCACGGACUUCCACGCAAGCUGGUCACCCCAACCUCUCUUGCUUUGAUGGGACCCCGACGGGUCUUUAAUAAAAAUAAUUGAAUUGAAUUAGAGUUCCAUCGACUUUGCCUAUUGUUUACGAUAUUUCACGCGCACACUUUCAUCAGUUCCACCCCAAACUCCACCGAGCGAGACUUAUGUUGAAGAAGGCCUGGUCAACUGCACCCAUGUGUUUGUUUGAUGUAGUCCUGUGCGCAAGCCGCUGAAGCCAGCCUACGAAGGACCAUUCGCGUACCUUCGCGGAAUAUCAAGGCCUACCGGAUCCUUCGCGGCGACAAGGAGAACGUGGUCAGUGUCGAUCAGGUCAGGGCUGCUGUCGCAGAGGAGCCGCCGGACCUGUCUCAAGGACAAGACUGUGCUGACCCCUACCCUGUGAUCCUCUACCUUCCCUACCCCAUGCUCCUCCACCUCUUCCCCACUUCCCUACCGCCCCCGACCCUAAGUGUCCCAAUGCCAAUGACAUUCGCACCACUCGUAUCGGCCGUCGCGCACACUUUCUCAAUCGCCGCACCACUCAGGUUUAUUAACAUUGCAUUUACCCUUGUUGUCGCUCUUUGUCCGCUCUGCGUGCUAGGCUGGGAUACUGUGGCGGCCCUUUGUUAUAUUUUUGUUUAUUCACAACUUCUUAUAGUUAUUUCAUUCGUUAAGCAUUUUAUAAACUCGCAUUUAUUAACUUUUAUUUAACCUGGUGUUUGUGUAACGGUUACGCGCACAUCCCAGCUGGUGUGGGUUUCGGUUUCACCAACUGACUUUUUACCCACUGCCUCUGUUCUUCAUCGGGCGGCGAUGACAGUUAAGUCCGUUCUGGCGUAGUCGUUUUGCCUGACUUUUCUCGACUUGGUUUUAGUGUGGGAUGACGUCACCGAUGGACUAGACCAGCUGAAAAGUAUUAACAAGAGUCGGUGCUUGAGUCUACCGUUGGGGUUGGGGCGCAGUUCUUGACGUUAAAUUUCAGAGGCCAUCUACGAGACCAUUUACAGAGUCAAUUACGAUUUUUCUGUAGAAUUCGCUUAUCGCCAUCACAAUCAAUCGGCCGCCAGAUCCUGAUGUUAACUCUAGGCAUGAGUCCUCUGCGGUCCAGUCUUGCCAUGUAAUCACUGAUAUAGAACGGGAAGAGCAAAGAUCCGAGAAGCGAGACCAGGCACUGAAACGGAUUAUGCCUUGCCUAUGCGAACAUACUGUGAUUGGCCUGCUGAGAGGCCCUCUUUCCGGGCCGGUAGAUACCGCCGUAUUCGAAAAAACGGCCGUCGUUGUGGUACGCCACUGAGGACUUAUCGAAGUGCAAGGACAGAUGACGAUAAUGUUUCCAUAUCAAAAUACAGAGAAGCAUAAUUACUAUAGCAGUCUUUCCGUAGCCGUAACAGUACAGGUAGUUUCGAAGUCGCCGGCAACAACUGUUUCAUCAUGCUACGCCCUAGCAAUCGUAAUAUUUAACGCGGUGCGGACGAGAUUCCUGAAAAGCUGCAUUUUAAACCUGCCCGAGAGUUGGCCAAACCGCUGUCCUUCUUGUGCCAGGAAUAGUUUUUCCUCAGCUUAUUUGAUACAGAUAAGGCCUUUGGAAACCUUUUUGAUUAUAUGUCACUUCGGUAGAUGCAACCGUACACGAACGACGAAGAUUGUCGCAAAUAAAAUGGUACUUGCUUGAUUUAAGCAGCACCGCUUUAAGGACAAAUUAUCUUGGGCUCGCGGGCAUCCAGCCCAGGUUCAGACUGUUGAGGGAAAAGGGGGAAAACUAAUCAUCCAGGCGCCUCUUGAAGAGCUACCGGGUUCCGCCCCCAUGACUUAUUUAGGGAAAUUAUUCCGCUUUUCUACUACCCUUUGUGUAAAAAAUCCAGAGCGUAGGUCCAGUCUGGAUAAUUUCUUGCGUAGUUGCAUUGAUUGGCCACAAAGACUGGGCGAAAGAUGCCACUGAAACAUGUCCUCGAAGCUCAGUCCAUGCUCAAGGCCAUGCAUUAUCUUGUAAACCAGGGUAAGACCACCGCCUCGCUGCCUAUACCACAGAUUGAAUAAAUUAAGACAGUGCAGUCUUUCUGUGUAAGACUGGCUUCUUAAACUCUACCAGCUCCGUUGCAGGCGCUGCACUCUUUCAAGGCAUGUUUGUUCUUUGCUAGUCGUGGCCGCCACGUUUGUAUGCCAUUUUGUAGAUGAGGCCGAAAAAUGUGCCAUAAACUCUCCCAGAUAGGUCUUUGUCAAAAGUUACAAACGCCCUUUUGACCGCACAAAGUACUCCCAUUGCGUUUUCUGCAGCCUUGGUGCACUGUAAUGCUGGUUUUAUGUUGUUAUGUAUCCAACCACCGAGAUCCUUCUGCGAAGAUUCUGUGGGAAGUGUAAUGUCUUUCAGGUAAUACGCCCUCAUACUGUCAUUAGAAUUACAGUUGGUUGGACGGGGAUGAAGGACAGCACACUUCUGCACAUCGAAGUCCAGAAGCCAUUUCUCGGACCACGUUUGCAGUCGGUGCAUAUUAUCUUGAAGGGCUUUCUGAUCGUUCGGACCCUUAAUGAUUUUUCAGAGUUAAACUUCGUCGGCUAACAUUAUUUUGCCGCAGUCGAGUUCGCUAAGGCUGUCAUUAGCAUAAAGGAUGAAAAGUAAGCCAGAGAAAUGAGCACUGAGGCACACCAUUAACUACGUUUGUGGCGGUCAAGGAGGUAAGAUUAACUGUAACCGCACACAAGAAUUUCUUUCCGUUUUAUGUCAGAGGUCAGGAACUGAGAGAACAGUUUUAUUCUGUACACAGGACAGAUUGCCGUGAGUUGGCUGUUUGCUUCUGACAGAGUUAAGCCUUAAUUCCCUGAGAGCGUCAGCCACGGUGUGUUGUUUACGUGGGAGUGAAUGUCUGUGUCAGCAGGAAGGGGAGACUGACUGAGUGUUGGUCACUUGAUAAGACGGAUUAAGGGUGGAAUAGAGGGCGCAUACCAAUAAGGGCUCAUGGGUAUCAAGCCAGGGCGACCGACGCGCGUGAGGUGAUGAAAGUUUAUGAGGGCAGCUGGGAGUCACUGCAGCUGGACAGGAGAUGCCCCAGUUCUAGCCGGCGGGGAUGGCCGUGUGUCAACGGUUGUCGCGGCCAUCGACCGACAAAACAGAUCCGGAGCAAAGAGGGACUGGAGCGGCUGCCACGUUCACGCAGUCCGGCAAAUCACCUGCAAUACAGACACGCUAUUUACGGCCAACCAGAAACACCCUUAUCCAGUUGAGAUUAUCCCUCCGGAUGCUGAGGGCGCUGAAUUUAUGAAGAAGGCGUUAGUGCUGGACAGUGUCGUGGUCGCCAGCACGGACCGUUGCCAUAUCCUCUUUUGUUGUCUAAUGCGCCUGUCAAAUUAAUGCCUGGGCCAUGUGCGACCCAGCAAAUGGUGUGGUGAAUGCAUGGCAUCGAUGGACAUCUUGCUCCUCACUGACUGAUGUAGGCGAAUAUAACUCGUAUGUACGCAUCAGUGGGGAGCAAAAUGUCUAUCGACGCCAUGCUUUCGCCAUGCCAUUUGUUGCGUCGCACAUGGUUCAAGCAUUAAUUUGACAGGGGCGUUAGACAACGAAUGACGAUGCGGGUAAUGGUCCAUGCUGCUGAUUACGAUAAGAACUUGCCAACGACAUUUUGAAAGUAACGUAAACUGCGUCGAUUCUCGUGCUUUCUUUCGAUUUAGCGAACCGCUGUUCCGUUGAAUAGGACCUCUCGGUCAAACAAAAGUUAUUUUGUCGAAAACCAUGUUCCACACCGGCAAAAACUCCCUUUUUAUCGAGAAAUCACAAUGUAACUUUUUAACAAUAUUUUCUCUCGCUUUGCGAGAGAUGUGUGUCAUACCCUGUCCGGACGCCGUUCUUGAAAAAUAGGUAAACUGCCGUUAAUUUCGAUCAAACAGCGAAUGAGUGAUAAAUGGAAAUGGCCUGUCUAAUUCGAAAAAAGAUCUUACAGUGCUUUUGUCAGUGUUAGAAAUAAUUCUUGAGACCUCGUUUCGUUAAACGCAAGCAAUUCCGCCACAUGACGUCUGUUGGGAAGUCGACAAUUUUUGCAAAAAUGUCAGUACUUUAAUCAGAGAGGUUGGAUUGGCUUACCUUCUGCUCAUUAGUCAAUACGGACGUGAAAAAAACGACGAAAGUGUUCACGCUCUAAACCAACAGGUCGCGAGUUCGAGGCUCGGGUGUUCCACACUUCGGGCUUGGGUAUGGCUGGCUGACGACGGCUAAUAAGCCAGAAAUGGCCAUUCGAGUCUCCCUUGUCUUUGUCGGUUAUGCCAUUCUGCCAAUAUAUAUAUAUAUAUGAAUAAUGGAGGUAGUAUGCAUUCCGAGGCGAUAUAAUAAAAAGAGAAGGCUCGUCGGAAAAUCGAGGUAUACUCGUGAAUUUUCAAGUCGGUUACACCAACCCGUCGUCAGACGAAAAUGAAAAGUGUGAGGGAGAUAAUCCUACUGGGGAGUCAGGGGGACAUCGAGGUCACAUCGACCAGACAGGCGUUUAUGUGUGGGGGUGAAGAACGUGUUUGGAUAGGUGGCGGACGUAAGGGGUGGUGUUGGGGGUUUCACACAUGGUUCACUCUGUGGGGGAGGUGUUGAAUCCAUGAUAUUCUACAUGGCCGAACAUGGAUUAGCAGUUGGUGGCUUAGGGUGGGCGCAAGCCGGCGAACCGUGAACGUAAGCCUUCGUAUUGAGCGUCCAAGUCGACAUGGCGGUUGAUGCUAUUGCUAUUAGAGUGCCAAGCUUCUAGAAACUCUCGCGCUUGUUUGGUGUUGGCACUAGCGAUCACUUCGGUCCCCUCCCAGUUGAAGCGGUGAUCACACUCAAGGGAGUGCGCAAACACGAGAGACAAGGGGUCCCGUCGGCGGAUGGCCAGCUUAUGUUCGUUAAUGCGGGUCCCAAGUCGUCGGCCGGUAUGCCCAACAUAAACGCUAGAGCAGUUUGAACAUGGAAUGCGGUAAAUCACAUUUGUUUGCUGCUCCUUCGGUAUGGGGUCUUUUACCCGGAAUAAUGUCGUGCGCAAUGAAGACGCCGGUUUGUGGGCGAUGGAGAUGCCGAAUCGAUUUAAUUGUCGAGCGAUCGCUUCGGAAAUUCUCGGCAUGUAGGGCAGGGAAUAGAAUUUCCGUGAUACUCUGUCUCCGUUAGAGUCGACAUUUUGUGGUUGUUGUUGACGUCUGAGACAAUUUUUCACAAAGCUCGCCGGGUAUCCGUUGAGUCGGAAAAAGCGAUGCAAGUAGGCCAGUUCAUCUUUGAGUAAAUCGGCGCUACUGCAGUAACGAUAGGCCCUGUGGAAAAGGGUCCGAACACAGCUUCUUUUAUGGGCUGCUGGGUGGUUACUCUGAUAGCUCAGGAUGAUCUCAGCGUCAGAGCUUUUCCGAUGAACGCUUGUUGCGAUGCCGCCGUCACUGAGCUUUUGUAUGCUCACGUCUAGGAAUGGGAGGGUGCCUCCUUUGCAUCUUCACGAGUGAAUUGUAGUGCUGGGAAGGCGCCAUUCAAGCUCUGGUGAAAUCGCUCAACUUCACAGGUCUUAACGAUGACAAAUGUGUCAUCUACGUAUCUGAGCCACGUUUUUGGUUGGAAACUUUGCACAACAUCUUGUUCUAGUCGUUGUAAGACUAGUUCUGCAAGUAGCCCCGAAAUUGGCGAACCCAUUGGGGUGCCCUUAACCUGCUGGUAGUAUUUGCCAUCGAAUUGGCAAUAGUUAGUGAGGCAGAGCUUAAGCAAUUCUACGGUAUAAUACCUUUACCAUAUGAAAUUCAUACUACUCGUAGUACUACUUGUUUGUAGAAUGGGCAUUACGUGGUUAUUCCACAGUAGUUGAUUGUCUUCGACUCAAAUGUUCAUUGAAAUUUCGGUUCUGACCCUAAAAAGUCAUGUCCCGGAGAGUAAACUCCAAGUCCUGCACUGAUUAAUUUCUAAAAUUAUUCGCUUGAUUCUUCUUUGGAAUUCAUAUACCAAAAACCGCUAGAGGACGCUGGGGGUCCCACUGAAGAGCCGAACCCCUCGCAGCUGUCACGCAGCGGCAGAAUAUCGGCGAAACACGUGUCUGGCCUUUUAGCAAGUAUCUACGUCGGAAGUACUGUAUAAUACCUUUAAUAGAUAUAUAUCAUAUUUUAUGUUAUAUCUUAUCUUAUAUCAUCUUAUAUCUUAUAUCAUCUCACAUCAUCACUGUCGUCUUCAAGUACAAGUUUCUGUGAUAAAUUUAACAUUUGACUGAAUAUCGGCUAUCCAAAGCUUAAGUCACAUGCACUUUCAAUUUGAAUAUGCCCGAAAAAGCAUUUUAAAGGGCAAUUUUUCCAUGACAUUCAAAAGAAUUUAAGUUUUUCUUCGAGAACAAAAAAUCUAGGCAUUCAUUUUUGCAAUAGGAACACUUGUCGACGCUUCCUAUGUCCUUUUUGCCAGGUUGUUAACGUUUGCUCUCUUUUACCAUUCUGUACGCAUUUUCUAACUGGCAUGCUGAAUAUUUUGACUGUCUCCGACAGCUAAGCUUUUCCUUGCUCUAACGCUUACUGGAAUAUAGCUAUUGGUAAUACCUACACAUUCUAAAUGAGGCAGCGGUCAUCGGGUGUCAAAUUUGUACCAAUAUGCUGCUCGACGAACUAAAGUUUUCAAAAAUUGAAAGACUCAAUCCAUAUUUAAUGUUAAGCAGCCAGAUAUAGCCGCGUUAAAUGAUUACAUUGAAUUCGUGUUGGAAUUAUGUCCACUUUUCUCGCGCCUUGAUGCAGUUUCCAAAUUAAAUAUGCCUAAUAUAGUUUUCAGAACUGUUGAUGACUUGGUUAAGUUCGUCAUCUAAUUAGUGAAGCAUCUGGUAUGCAGAAAAUGAUCUUGCCUUUCUUUAAACAAAUGUUCUCGAGUCCAUUAGUUUCAUUGACGUAGUUUUGAAUCGUCGACUUGCAUGACUUCAACUAGGAAAUCGCGGAAAUAAGACGAUUCUCCUAACGUAGCAAAAAUACGUAGACCUUGUUUCUAGCUUAUUUUUCAACUUGAGGUUAAGUGGAGUCCUCUGCACUCGGCAACCUACAAUCCACAAAAUAUUGACCGCUUAUUCAGAGUAACAUUACUAUUUUGUCCGGGUUGCCAAAUAUCCGUCAGUAGGGUCUUCCGAGACUUGGCUUAUUCGCCUAAGAAGAUGGCGAAUUAUAGGAUGUGGGAUGUUCAAUGUGGUGAUACACCGUGUACGAGUGAUAAAUCACAUCUUGAACCUGCUAUAUGUAAUGGUUUUUUGCAUGGACUUUGACCGCCUUACACAGGUCAUACGCGGCUUCCCAAGGUUAUUUACUGCUUAUGGCCAUACCUCAGUAACCGCUUCGACUGGGACAGUUAAACCAGUCGAGGUUAUGUGAUUUGCGCGAAUCUGCGUCCGGCGGUCCACCCAGAUGUCCCACCCCCUCAACCCAAACAUAGAUUGAUUUACGGAAUGAGUGCCAGUGAUCCCAUCAACGACCCAGGAUGUCUGGAGCUGUAA